CACCCCCGCCCCGCCCUGGCCCCACCAUGACCGGCUCCGCGGCCGACACUCACCGCUGCCCCCACCCCAAAGGCGCCAAAGGCACCCGGUCCCGGAGCAGCCACGCGCGGCCCGUGAGCCUCGCCACCAGCGGGGGCUCGGAAGAGGAGGACAAAGACGGCGGGGUGCUGUUUCACGUUAACAAGAGCGGCUUCCCCAUCGACAGCCACACCUGGGAGCGCAUGUGGAUGCACGUGGCCAAGGUGCACCCCAAGGGGGGAGAAAUGGUGGGCGCCAUCAGGAACGCCACGUUCUUGGCAAAGCCUUCAGUGCCCCAGGUUCCAAACUACAGGCUGUCGAUGACCAUCCCAGACUGGCUCCAGGCAAUCCAGAACUACAUGAAGACACUACAAUACAAUCAUACAGGGACCCAGUUCUUUGAAAUUAGGAAAAUGAGACCGCUGAGUGGGUUAAUGGAAACAGCAAAAGAAAUGACUCGGGAGUCCUUGCCUAUCAAAUGCCUUGAAGCUGUCAUCCUGGAUGGUCUAAGAUACUUAACCAAUGGACAGCCUUCCAUCGAGCGAUUCCCCAUCAGCUUUAAAACCUACUUCUCAGGAAACUACUUUCACCAUGUUGUGCUGGGGAUUUAUUGCAAUGGCCGCUAUGGCUCACUGGGCAUGAGCCGAAGGGCUGAGCUGAUGGACAAGCCGUUGACCUUUCGGACUUUGAGUGACCUCAUCUUUGACUUUGAAGACUCCUACAAGAAGUACCUGCACACAGUCAAGAAGGUCAAGAUUGGGCUGUAUGUCCCCCAUGAGCCUCAUAGCUUUCAGCCCAUUGAGUGGAAGCAGCUGGUCCUCAAUGUCUCAAAGAUGUUGAGGGCUGACAUAAGGAAGGAGCUGGAGAAAUAUGCCAGGGACAUGAGAAUGAAGAUCCUGAAACCUGCAAGUGCCCAUUCUCCAACCCAAGUGAGAAGUCGGGGCAAAUCCCUGUCCCCCAGAAGGAGACAGGCAAGCCCCCCGAGACGGCUCGGCAGGAGAGACAAGUCCCGAGGCAAGCGAUCCUGCCUGCGCCUGCAGAGCACGGCGCUCAGACUGCCGCGGUUAUCCCAGCUUCCGCCAUUGCUGCAGACUAGAACCCAGGGCACCCUGGUUCCUAGAGGUGUGUCUGGAGAGGAGCAGCUUCUCAGCUUCUACCUGUGGCCUUCACCAAGCAGGCUUUUCUCCAGGCCUGCACUGCCUGAGAAGAAGGUGGCUGACCUCAGCACGCUGAAUGAGGUGGGCUACCAAAUCCGAAUUUAGGCAAGCCGUAUCAGCCAACAAGGGGGCUUCUCUGGUGCUUCUCUCUGCACUUUACCCCAGCAUCUUCAGGAGGAACUGCAACUAUUUAUGGAGAACCUGUGGAUUUUAUUUUUACGGAUUCACUUGGACGUGGAAGCGGAGUGGGUGGCAACAAUUAACUUUGAAAGAAAAUUCACGGAGGGGCAACCAUGGAAAGGCUGAAGUAAGAAAGCCCACUGCGGUUGGACUGACUCCCUCAACUACAGAUAGAAAGGGCAAUACCAUAAACUGUGGUUUUAUGUUUUCCCAUUCACCUGUUUUUGUUGACUUGCUUUUGAACAUUAUGCCUCACCGGUAGGAAAUGUUAAUGAAACCCUCCCUCCUACUUUUGAUACGGUAAGGUAACUCAGUCAGUAUUAAUGUCUUUUUCAGCAAUAACAGAGGCAAAGAUUGGUGGGAUUUUUUUUUUUUAAGCAGUCAAUAUUACCUCAGCAUCUUGACAUCAGAUAUGCAAACUUAAUGGUGUUUUCAUUUUUUUUAUAUUCUAUUUGUAUUGCUUCCCCGAUAUUUCCAAUGGGGAUCUCCACAAGGUUUGGAAUUUUUUCCUGGUGCACACAUAAUGAGAUUUAAGGUAUUAUAUCAAGUGUUUUACUAAAAAAAAAAAAAAAAGCACUGAAAUUCUUCUGGCAGUACAGGAAACUAUUUUCAGGAUGUUGGAACUACUUCUUAAUCUUUCUUAAAAGCAUUCACGGACAGCAGUUUCUGUUCUUUCAAAACAAAACAAAAA
This is a messenger RNA of Prionailurus viverrinus (fishing cat), 2046 nucleotides long. RefSeq names its product vasohibin 2 (gene VASH2). Lineage: Eukaryota; Metazoa; Chordata; Mammalia; Carnivora; Felidae. Gene Ontology annotation, cellular component: cytoplasm. The coding region runs from base 27 to 1280 and encodes 417 amino acids. The transcript is spliced from 9 exons. Gene Ontology annotation, biological process: regulation of angiogenesis. The record is from RefSeq and is a predicted model, not a curated record.